GCUUUCCCCACCUCCCCAACAAAAAUCCUUAUCACCGACCUACCACUUUACCUUGCCCCCCACCCCCCUCAUCCCACCUUUAUCACCGCUCAUCUCAUAAUCAACGCCUCACAGUCGAGGCUCAAUCCUCCGUUUCGUACUCCGCGGCAUACCCGAACACUCCAGUCUCCACCCGAACCGAGGUUCUUGCGAUAGCGAUUUUUUAUCGGAAAUCAACGGUGCACGACAGCGUUAGUAGGCGAUUCUACGGUUAGGAUCAAAAGGCAUUCAUUCUGUUUUUCCCUUUAAAUUAAUCGGAAAAAGGUUCCGCAUUCGUUACCUUUGUGACGGGGGUUGCUUAGCCUGGUGGGUGUCGAAGGUCAAUAUGGGAACCGGUUUAAAAUGCAUUGUGCUAUCCUUGUUCCUAUCCACCCUGCUUUUCCCUCUUGUAUUUUCGGUGUCCAAUGAUGGCUUGGUAAGGAUUGGCCUGAAAAAGAUGAAAUUUGAUCAAAACAACCGGCUUGCUGCACGGCUCGAGUCCAAGGAAGGGGAGGCACUGAGAGCUUCAAUUAAGAAGUACAAAUUCCGUGGUAAUCUGCGAGAAGGCGAGGAUACUGAUAUUGUUGCACUGAAGAAUUAUAUGGAUGCUCAGUACUUUGGAGAGAUUGGUAUUGGUACUCCCCCUCAAAAAUUCACUGUAAUCUUCGACACUGGGAGCUCUAAUUUGUGGGUUCCAUCAUCUAAGUGCUAUUUCUCGGUUCCAUGCUUUUUCCAUGCAAAAUACAAGUCAAGCCAAUCAAGUACCUACAAGAAGAAUGGGAAACCUGCUGAAAUUCACUACGGCACUGGGGCCAUAUCUGGAUAUUUCAGUACAGACCAUGUAAAAGUUGGUGACCUGGUUGUGAAGGAUCAGGAAUUUAUCGAAGCAACCAGAGAGCCCAGCAUCACAUUUUUGGUUGCCAAGUUUGAUGGUAUACUUGGGCUUGGAUUCCGUGAGAUCUCGGUUGGAGGUGCUGUUCCAUUGUGGGAUAACAUGGUCAAACAAGGGCUUAUUAAGGAGCCAGUUUUUUCAUUUUGGCUGAACCGAAAUGCGGAUGAAGGAGAAGGGGGUGAGCUUGUGUUUGGUGGGGUUGAUCCAAAUCACUUCAAGGGCAAGCACACAUAUGUCCCAGUGACGCAAAAAGGGUAUUGGCAGUUCGAUAUGGGGGACGUUCUCAUUGGUGGUAAAGAAACUGGUUACUGUGGUGCUGGUUGUUCUGCAAUUGCAGAUUCUGGAACUUCUUUGUUAGCCGGUCCAACGCCUGUGAUCACCAUGAUAAAUCAUGCUAUUGGAGCUGCUGGAGUUGUUAGCCAGCAAUGCAAGACUGUAGUUGAACAGUAUGGUCAAACCAUCAUGGACUUGCUUUUAGCAGAGGCUCAACCAAAGAAGAUAUGCUCUCAAAUUGGAUUGUGCUCCUUUGAUGGAACUCGCGGUGUCAGUAUGGGCAUUGAGAGCGUAGUUGAUGACAAGAACAGUGGCAGAAUGGGGGGUUUACGUGAUGGUGGGUGCUCUGCUUGUGAAAUGGCAGUUGUGUGGAUGCAAAACCAGCUUAGACAGAACCAAACACAAGAUCGUAUAUUGGACUAUGUCAAUGAGCUUUGUGAGCGACUUCCUAGCCCAAUGGGAGAAUCAGCUGUUGACUGUGGAAGACUUUCUUCCAUGCCUAAAGUUUCCUUCACUAUUGGCAGUAAAGUUUUUGACCUUUCGCCGGAUGAGUAUGUACUCAAGGUGGGCGAGGGUGCCGCGGCACAGUGCAUUAGUGGUUUUACUGCUUUGGACAUCCCCCCUCCAAAAGGACCUCUCUGGAUUUUGGGUGACGUCUUCAUGGGUUGCUACCACACGGUCUUUGAUUCUGGUAAUUUGAGGGUUGGAUUUGCGGAAGCAGCAUAAGUGGACCCUCCCAUGCGGCACGGUUUUCUUUUUCGCACCGGCUGGCUCUGAAAAAUACACUUGCAAGUUGAAUAAUAUUUAGGUUGUGAAAAUGUGAAGGUGCUUGAGUACGACUUACAGAAUUUGCUUGUGUGUGUAAAUACUGAGUGCUUCCCCCCGUCCUAUCAAUAUGAGAAUUAUAGCGAAGUUGAUGUUCGCUCUAUACUAUACGAAUUUGCUUGUGUGUGUAAAUACUGAGUGCUUCCCCCGUCUAUCGAUAUGAGAGUUAUAGCAAAGUUCAUGUUAGCUCUA
This is a messenger RNA of Rhododendron vialii, 2200 nucleotides long. RefSeq names its product aspartic proteinase A1-like. Lineage: Eukaryota; Viridiplantae; Streptophyta; Magnoliopsida; Ericales; Ericaceae. The transcript is spliced from 14 exons. Gene Ontology annotation, molecular function: aspartic-type endopeptidase activity. Bases 365 to 1909 code for a protein of 514 amino acids. Gene Ontology annotation, biological process: lipid metabolic process; proteolysis. The record is from RefSeq and is a predicted model, not a curated record.